Messenger RNA from Phoenix dactylifera (date palm), 1091 nucleotides. RefSeq lists its product as uncharacterized. Lineage: Eukaryota; Viridiplantae; Streptophyta; Magnoliopsida; Arecales; Arecaceae. The record is from RefSeq and is a predicted model, not a curated record.
ACCGUCGGAAACACAGAAAGAAGCGAAGGUUACACGCAACAGAAGAGAGGUUUUUGGAAACGGAAGUGCUCGGUUCUUUUGAUCAGAAGCUAUGGUGUCCUUGCAAGCAGCCCUUUCCCUGGAGGAAAACUUAUGCCUCAACCUCGAGACCCAGCUAUCGAAGAAAAGGAAGAGGGAGGACGGCGACUUCUUUGCAAAGGAGCCCGACUUGUUAAAGUCCAAUGAUCCGAAACCCGACCUCGAGCUCCACCUUGACACUCCCUCGCCCUUGGAAUGGCAACGAUGCCUUGAUAUCCAGUCAGGUGGCCAGAUACACUUCUACAACACCAUGACAAACAAAAGGGCCUCCAAGAAUCCUAGAGGAAGCUCGGAGCCACCGACUUCAUGCCCAAGCCUGGACCUUGAGCUCAAUAACCUCACGUUUGAGCCCCCGAGAAGCCACAUCAAUGGAGAAGAGAGAGCAAAGCAGGACUCUUGCGGCAGCUGGUGCAAUUCCAAGGAUAGUUCUGGCAGGAUGUUGAAGUCCUUGUCCUGGUUCUCUUUUGAUGCCGAUCAGCCGGCCGAGAUGGUUGCUGCUGUGUGCAUGCGGUGCCACAUGCUGGUCGUGAUGUGCAAGGCCACUCUAACGUGCCCGAGUUGCAAAUUUGUGCACCCACCAAACCGCAGCUCGUCCGCGUUGGUUAAGCCGGGGUUUGAGCUUUUACUUUGCGAGGAUUAAGGAUUAAGAGAGGGAGUUCAUGGCAGAUGAUGACCAUCAAAGAACCGACUGUUAAUUUGAUGUCAUGGCCUUCGUCUACCUCUCGGUUUCCUUGGCACACCUUCCCAUUGGAAUAUAAUUUAAAGUAAGGUUGAUAAGAGGAUCAAGAUAUAUAUAUCCAAGUAUCCAAACACAAAUUAACUUGUUUAGUGCCAAGUUUAGGUAUCAAGUAUUGUCUGUGUAAUAUAUUCACCUUCCACUUCCAAGUAUUAGAUGGUUGUCGCUGAAAACAAUGUCCAUGUAAGGUUAUUAUUCUGACAUGAAGGAAGCAAGACUGGUAGCUUUUUAUGCUUUUUUUUGACUGGUAAUAGAUGGCUUGCCUCGUUCUUUCCAA